UUAUUUUUGUUGUUGUAUGUAUCGCUGUGGAUUAAUAAACUGUAAACAUCUUUAUGUGCAUUGUAAAAGUAUUAUCAUUUUCUGGUUGUAAAAAGCUGCAAUGGUUCUUGCUGAAUUGUAUGAGGUUAUUGCUAGGUUGAAGCUGGAUAUGGUUCAUUAAUUGACUUUUGAAAGUGCUAGCAAUUGGGUUACCUUUUCUUUUUACAGUUUUGCUCUUCCUCUGUUUUUAUAUGUGGUUCAUACCUUGAAAUGGAUUAGUUCUUCCUCAAUUUUCUUAUGGAAUUUGUUUGGUAGGAAAGUGGGUUCAUAUUUCUUAGUUGAUUAUUUGUUUCAAAUACGGUAAAUCAGGCAGUUGUGUGCUUUUCUUUUGACUGUUUUGCUCCUGGUGUUCAUUCCUUUUUGUGAUCCAGUGGAGUUAGCAGAGUGAGUCUAGUGUGGUUGUUGUGAACAAGUGUUAGUGGAUGAUUGUUCCUUUUAAAUGCUCAAAAAGAAAUUAUUGCUGGAAUUGGAAGUGCUUUUCAGAUGCUUUUGUAUGCUUUAGUAAAUAACAGUUGGCUGCUUAAAGUGCAUCUCAGUGGUAUAUUGUACACAAAACGCAUAUUAUUUCAUCUCUUCCAAUUGCUACAUCCAUGUCAUGAUUUAAUUUGGAAAUUCAUUAAUCCUUGAGGCUUAUAGCUGCAAGUAAUAAUAGAUAUGAUGAAAAAAUUAUUUGGACUAGUUGGAUCAAUCAGGCAUCUUCAUAGAUGGCAAGUUGGAUUCUACAUGUCUACUGAAAGAAAGAACUAUUUCUUUGAUUACUGCUCAAAUUAUCAGAAGCACAACAUACUGACUCUUUGUCAUAAUCAGGUUGUAUGUGGGAGUUGAGAUACUGAAAUAUGGCACAAGCUGCACGUUCAUUAUGUUUUUCCCAUGAUAAAGGUGUCCAAGUUUUGUGUAGAACAUCAGGCCUUAGUAGUAAUGAAAGAUUUCACAGGAGGCAAGUAGCACAUUUUCAUGGCAUAGUGCUAGUGAAAAUUCAAUCCAGUGGCAGAAAGGCAAGGUGCUCCCAGUUAAAUAAGUCAAAUCUGAAUUAUGCUGCAUCAGAUUUAAGAUGUUCAAAUCAGCUGUCAAGAAGGAAAGUUAGGAAUUUUUCAUCCUGUAGCUGCAAUAGAAGAAGACCUAAGACAGAAGAGGUAUUUGCAUUUCUGGUGCCAACCAUAUCAAAUGUCUUAAAUGAAUGGAGCCAGUCAAAAAUUGUGAAAGUAGUUGGACUGCUUGCAUGUGCAUACUUGGUGAUUCCGUCGGCUAGAGCUGUUGAUGCUCUAAAAACAUGCACUUGCUUAUUGAAGGAGUGCAGGAUAGAACUUGCUAAGUGCAUUGCCAACCCAUCGUGUGCUGCAAAUAUUGCUUGCCUCCAGACCUGCAAUGAUCGGCCAGAUGAGACUGAAUGCCAGAUUAAAUGUGGGGACCUCCUUGAAAACAGUGUUGUAGAUGAAUUCAACGAGUGUGCUGUCUCACGCAAGAAGUGUGUGCCUCAGAAAUCUGAUAUAGGGGAAUUUCCUGUCCCCAGUCCUGCUGUUCUUGUCGAAAACUUCAAUAUUGCUGAUUUCAGCGGGAAAUGGUUCAUAAGUAGUGGCUUAAAUCCUACCUUUGACACCUUUGACUGUCAAUUACACGAAUUUCAUGCAGAAGCUGGCAAACUUGUGGCGAAUUUGUCUUGGAGAAUAGGAACACCAGAUGGUGGCUUUUUCACUCGAUCUACUCUGCAGAGAUUUGUGCAAGAUCCAAACUACCCUGGGAUUCUUUACAAUCAUGACAAUGAGUACCUUCACUACCAAGAUGACUGGUAUAUUUUAUCAUCCAAAAUAGAGAACAAACAGGAUGAUUAUAUAUUUGUAUAUUACCGGGGUAGGAAUGAUGCCUGGGAUGGAUAUGGUGGUGCCGUUGUCUACACAAGAAGUGCAGUUUUGCCUGAAAGCAUUGUACCUGAACUUGAAAGGGCAGCUAAAAACAUAGGGCGAGACUUCAACAAAUUUAUCAGAACAGAUAAUACUUGUGGGCCAGAGCCUCCCCUUGUAGAAAGACUUGAAAAGAAAGUAGAGGAAGGGGAGGAGACCCUCAUAAGGGAAGUCAGAGAGAUUGAAGGGGAGGUAGAGAAGGAGGUAAAGAGGAUUGAGAAGACUGAGAUGACCUUGUUCCAGAAGUUGGCAGAAGGUUUCAAAGAGCUACAACAAGGUGAGGCAAACUUCUUAAGAGGGCUAAGUAAAGAAGAGAUGGAUCUGUUGAGCGAGUUAAAAAUGGAAGCAAGUGAGGUAGAGAAACUCUUCAGUGAAGCACUACCGCUUAGGAAACUAAGAUAGGUUUCACAAGUUCAACAGUUAAAUUACAAUUUUUGGGAAACUGUACAGCUUAUUUCGCAAUAAUUCACAUGGAUGCUGGUUGAGUUCAACAGAAUAUUUCUUUCAGCUUUUGUAUUUCAACAAUCAUUUAUUUUUCAGCUGCAGAUGUAAUGUAAAGUCCUCUUUGUGUUGUAUGUCGUGUUUUCCUUUUAUCUGUUAUUUUCAGAUAUCUGCAAAAACUAGUAAGGG
This is a messenger RNA of Theobroma umbraticum, 2567 nucleotides long. It is a transcript of the gene NPQ1, whose product is annotated as non-photochemical quenching 1. Gene Ontology annotation, molecular function: violaxanthin de-epoxidase activity. The record is from RefSeq and is a predicted model, not a curated record. Gene Ontology annotation, biological process: xanthophyll cycle; chlorophyll metabolic process. Gene Ontology annotation, cellular component: chloroplast. Lineage: Eukaryota; Viridiplantae; Streptophyta; Magnoliopsida; Malvales; Malvaceae.